Messenger RNA from Mustela erminea (ermine), 1973 nucleotides. RefSeq names its product methionyl aminopeptidase 2 (gene METAP2). Gene Ontology annotation, biological process: proteolysis. The coding region runs from base 95 to 1531 and encodes 478 amino acids. The record is from RefSeq and is a predicted model, not a curated record. Gene Ontology annotation, molecular function: metalloaminopeptidase activity. NCBI's taxonomy places the organism in Eukaryota, Metazoa, Chordata, Mammalia, Carnivora, Mustelidae. The transcript is spliced from 11 exons.
GAGAGCAGCUUCCGGCGUCGCUGGUGUGGGUGGGUGAAGAAGGAGCGGGCCCUCGCCGCUCUGUCUCACUCUCUCUCGCGCUCUCUCGGGCAAUAUGGCGGGCGUGGAGGAGGCAGCGUCCUCCGGGAGCCACCUGAAUGGCGACUUGGAUCCAGACGACAGAGAAGAAGGAGCGGCCUCUACAGCUGAGGAAGCAGCCAAGAAAAAAAGACGGAAGAAGAAGAAGAGUAAAGGGGCUGCCACAGCAGGGCAACAGGAACCUGAUAAAGAAUCAGGAGCCUCAGUUGAUGAGGUAGCAAGACAAUUGGAAAGACAAGCAUUGGAAGAGAAAGAAAGAGAUGAUGACGAUGAAGAUGGAGAUGGGGAUGGAGAUGGAGCAGCUGGAAAGAAGAAGAAAAAGAAGAAGAAGAAGAGAGGACCAAAAGUUCAAACAGACCCUCCCUCAGUUCCAAUAUGUGACCUGUAUCCUAACGGUGUAUUUCCCAAAGGACAAGAAUGCGAGUACCCACCCACACAAGAUGGGCGAACAGCUGCUUGGAGAACCACGAGUGAAGAAAAGAAAGCAUUAGAUCAAGCUAGUGAAGAGAUAUGGAAUGAUUUUCGAGAAGCUGCAGAAGCACAUCGACAAGUUAGAAAAUAUGUUAUGAGCUGGAUCAAGCCGGGGAUGACAAUGAUAGAAAUCUGUGAAAAGUUGGAAGACUGUUCACGAAAGCUAAUUAAAGAGAAUGGAUUAAAUGCAGGCCUGGCAUUUCCUACCGGAUGCUCUCUGAAUAACUGUGCUGCCCAUUAUACUCCAAAUGCUGGUGACACAACAGUAUUACAGUAUGAUGACAUCUGUAAGAUAGACUUUGGAACACAUAUAAGUGGUAGGAUUAUUGACUGUGCUUUUACUGUUACUUUUAAUCCCAAAUAUGAUACAUUAUUAAAAGCUGUAAAAGAUGCCACUAACACUGGAAUAAAGUGUGCUGGAAUUGAUGUCCGUCUGUGUGAUGUUGGUGAGGCCAUCCAAGAAGUUAUGGAAUCCUAUGAGGUUGAAAUAGAUGGGAAGACAUAUCAAGUGAAACCAAUCCGUAACCUAAACGGACAUUCAAUUGGGCCAUAUAGAAUACACGCUGGGAAAACAGUGCCCAUUGUGAAAGGAGGAGAGGCAACAAGAAUGGAGGAAGGAGAAGUGUAUGCCAUUGAAACCUUUGGAAGCACAGGAAAAGGCGUUGUUCAUGAUGAUAUGGAAUGUUCACACUACAUGAAAAACUUCGAUGUUGGACAUGUGCCAAUCAGGCUUCCAAGAACAAAACACUUAUUGAAUGUCAUCAAUGAAAACUUUGGCACCCUUGCCUUCUGCCGCAGAUGGCUGGAUCGCUUGGGAGAAAGUAAAUACUUGAUGGCUUUGAAGAAUCUGUGUGACUUGGGCAUUGUAGAUCCAUAUCCACCAUUAUGUGACAUUAAAGGAUCAUACACAGCACAGUUUGAACAUACCAUACUGUUGCGUCCAACGUGUAAAGAAGUUGUCAGCAGAGGAGAUGACUAUUAAACUUAGUCCAAAGCCGCCUCAACAUCUUUUAUUUUCUAAGCUUUGUUGGAAUACAUUAUACCAGAAGUAAUUUGCAACAUGUUGUCUGUUUAACAGUGGACCUAUGUAAUGCUUUUAUCCAUGUUUAAAAAGGAAGGAAUUUGAUCGAAGGCAAACCAUCCAAUGUAAUUAGCCAAGGAAAAGGCUUUCAAGACUUUCAAAUGUUAACUGUUUUUUCCCAUCUAGGAAAUGCUAUAAAGCUCAAAUUAGUUAGGAAUGACUUAUACAUUUUUUGUUUGAACACCUAAGAGAUGCUUUUCAGAUAUUUAUAUUGCCAUAUUCUUAAUUGAAUGCUUUGAAUGACUACAUCCAAUUCUGCACCUAUACCCUCUGGUAUUGCUUUUUAACCUUCCUGGAAUCCAUUUUCUAAAAAAUAAAGACAUUUUCAGAUCUGAGAGCUAUA